AUGGACACCAACGUGCAGGAUCCCAAGGAACUUCAGGUGUUCGCGGCGUUUCUGACCAACGAGAAUGGCCAGACACCAGCACCGGCUCCUCCAUCUGGAGAGCCGGGGGCCCAGCCCAAGAGGCGCAGGGAGAGCGAAAAUCCACCGGAGGGCACCAGUCAGGGAUCAGGCUCGGCUGCUUCCGCCCCGGGGAUCUACCUGUCAAUGCCUCAAGGAUCCGGCAACCACCCGAAGGGCAAGGGCAAAAACAAGGGCAAGGGCAAAGGCGGCAAAGGAAAGGGGCAGCCUCCGCCCCGCCACCAGCAGGGCGACUGGAGCAGUUCUUCGUCCGAGUGGAGCCAGGGAUGGAACCAGGGAUGGGGCUCGAACAGCAACCGCUAUCAGGGCGACCUAGUGACGCAGAUCUCCAAGCUCCUCCUGCGACACGAGCUCCAGCUGCAGAAUCUCCAGGGGGACACCAAGCUCCAUCUCUAUCUGAGAACGGGUGCCCAGUCCUUCCUGCCCUCCCUCUUCGCCAUUGCCCGCGAAUGGGGCAAGUUGUAUCGGGAGGAGCCUGCCAAACUGGGCAUGUCGUUGCGGGAAACUCUUCUUGUGGCCCUUCUGAGAGAGAUGGCCACCCGGGCCAAGUUGGCAAUGAACCGCGCCGACUCGAAACAGGCCGCUCUGGAUCUCAAGUGGAUCAACUCGAACAACCAGUGGAGCUACAUGCAAUGGAACCCACACACGGCCCAGCUCGAUCUUCUGGAGGAGCCGGCGCCCAGGGAUCACUCGGAGAUCCUACAGGACAUCGAACGGAUGAUCGAGUUGGUGGAUGGCGACACGGUGAAACGGUUUGCAUCAGCCAAGACGCUGGUGGCGGAGCCUCAGUCGGAAUGGGUGGAGUUCAUCCUGGAGGUGGGCCUUCGAGAGAAGGGCCACCAACUAUGGGAUCUCAUCCUGAGAUUCAACCAAUGCUGUGUUCUUCAUCCUCUUGGAGCCCGCAUCCGCAGGGACCGUCCAGGCCUCUCAGGCCUUGCGGAGACCAUCCGCAACAUUUCUGAUGGUGCUUCCUCAGACGGCGCGAGGCUCAGGGCUGCUGUUGUCUCUCCACCAGCACCAAACUCUUCUCCUGCCCUGCCCUUCCGAUGCUCACGCCUCCUUCAGGUCAGCUUGCAUAACGUUGAUGCCACAGCGUGCUAUAUGAAUGCCUCGCUCCUUGCCUUACUGUGGUCUACUCUUCAUACCAGUGUGCCCCAACUGGGAGGUCUUGAGCCAAUACUUUCAUUUCUUGAGGCGCGUCCUGAGCUGCUUUUGUUACGCUGCAUGGCCUGGACCAUGCUUCUGGGGUCGUGGUCCCAGCCACGACGCCAGCAUGACAUGCAUGAGUUCCUCGUCCACCUCAUGCCGAGGUUACGGCUUCCUGCCAUUCAGGGGUACUGGCAACAGCGCAGGCUGGAGGAAGAUGUUGGAGCUGUCGUGUGUGAUACCUCCACCAUGGUCAUACCCAUCACGCUGGACCUCCCUGAGGGAACCAGGGGACUACAGCACUGCAUACAGGCUUGGCACUCCAGUCACUACCGAUCGGCGAUUACUGGUGACCCUCCGGAACUUAUCUGCUUGCACCUCUCCCGCUUUAGGCAGACCGAUGGGGGUGUCAUCGUCAAGGACGUGCAGGCCUUACCAGACAUUCGAGAGGUCAUCCGUCUACCCGUCUUUCGCUCGCCUGCGGACAUAAGCGUGCGAUGGUGCCCAUACCAGGUCUGUGCUGCGUCGCUGCACUUCGGCCCGACCGUUGAGCGGGGGCACUACCGAGCACUGCUUCGAAGCAAGGAGAAAAUCUGGAUCACUGAAGACAAUCGCGGUGCUCAACUUCUCUCUUGCACUGAGCUCACUUCGCUCACGCCGCACAUCUAUCUGCUCUGGUGCGUGCCUGACUCAGGCCUGCCGAUGGCCGCUGGAAAUCGGACUACGCUGUGCAAUUGA
Messenger RNA from Symbiodinium sp. CCMP2592, 1962 nucleotides. Lineage: Eukaryota; Dinophyceae; Suessiales; Symbiodiniaceae. The record is from the annotation of a GenBank genome assembly.